Ixodes scapularis (black-legged tick) is the source of this 3279-nucleotide messenger RNA. RefSeq names its product E3 ubiquitin-protein ligase RNF13. NCBI's taxonomy places the organism in Eukaryota, Metazoa, Arthropoda, Arachnida, Ixodida, Ixodidae. The transcript is spliced from 9 exons. Gene Ontology annotation, cellular component: cytoplasm; nucleoplasm. The record is from RefSeq and is a predicted model, not a curated record. Bases 265 to 1575 code for a protein of 436 amino acids.
ACAUGAUAUCACGUGGUUGUUAUGAGACUUUGCGAGUGUUUUGUGCGGCUGGAAGUUGUGUGAUGGUCCGUGUUAUUGUGGCUUUGAGGAAGCGUGUUCAGGCACAAAAGAGGUCGGUUCGCCAGACGCAAGCCCCUAGAAAUCGACAGCUCAUGGAAGCAUCAUCGCUGGGACGUUAAUUCCUCUGAGAACCCAAGAAUCCAAAAUCAAGGACGUCGAUGCGACUACAGGGCGGCGGCCGGGCUCUAGACCGCUGACGGUGUGAUGUUCCCCCAUCGCAGGAUGCCUUGCCACAUCACCAUCCUCUACGUCCACAGCAUUGUCAGCCUCGCCGCGCUCUUCCAUGCGACGCUGGUGGCAGCCGAGAUUGUUGUGAUACCUCUUCACACCAAUUCGACGCCAGAGCUAAAGCACAUCUUUGACCAGGAACUCAGCUUCUCGGCAAUGAUACCCGAUGAAGGGGUUCCGGGCCGGCUAGAGAUUGCGUCGCCACUGACUGCGUGCUCGGCGAUCAGGCCCCCUCCCUUCCCGUCCAACGACAGCUUUGCCUGGUUCGUGCUCAUUGCCAGGUUUGAGUGCGGCUUGGCCGAAAAGGCACGUUUUGCGCAGGAUGCUGGCUACGAUGUAGCUGUGAUCUAUGACCGCAAGGCUCACAACAAUGGUCCCUUUGAGACUCACAUCACUCCAGAACCCAAGUAUUACCCUGCCAAAGCGAGGAGCAAGAGCAGUUCGAAACGAGUCGCCGUUGGGGUUGCAGGCAGGGACGAGAACGACCUCAACAUCUACGCAGUCAUCGUGAGCGAGGAGAGCGGCAUACGGCUCAAGCGGUACACCUACAAGGACGACUACGAGGUGAAGCUGUACCCCGAGACGUACCAGAGCCUCUUCAACUACCUGGUGCCGUUCCUGGUGGUCAUUGGACUCUGCAUCGGCUGCUUGCUCUGCUUCAUGCUCUUCUUGUUGCAGAUGUGGCGCUACUUCCGGGACUGGCGCAGGAAGAGGCGCUCCCGCCUCUCCCGCAGGCACCUGAGGAAGCUGCCCGUGACCAAGUUCAAGAAGGGCGCCCCCUACGAGACGUGCGCCAUCUGCAUCGAGGACUUUGUGGAGGGGGACAAGCUGCGCACGCUGCCCUGCUCGCACGCUUACCACUGCAAGUGCAUAGAGCCGUGGCUGCUGGAGAACCGGCGGACGUGCCCCAUCUGCAAGCGCAAGGUGGUCCUGCCCGGGAUGGACCCAGACUCUGACUCCGAGUCGGAGGCCGACGCCCCCCACUCCGAACGCACCCCGCUGCUGUCCGGAGGGGGCGGGGGCGGUGGCGGGGGCACCUUCGACAGCCCCCCGCCCCGGGAGCUCCCGCGGCAGGCCCCCCCGCCCACCGGCCAGAUAACGGUGGCGACCGCCACCUUCCACUGCGAGGACGGGGCGAGCCACUCAUUACCGACGCACGUGAGCACGGCCCACUCGCUGAACCGCGACACGGAGAGCGGCGGCAGCAGCGUCGAGGAGGAGGUGGCCGUGAGGCCCGCCCGGCCGAGCUCCUCCUACGACCCUGGCCUCCACAGCGUGCUCUCCUAGGACGCUUGGAACGUGCUGUCCUGCCGCAGGACGGGUUCCGGCGAGUCAAGGGACGGGUUCCGGCACGUCAAGGGACGGGUUCCGGCGUCGGGCCGGCCUUUUGGCGUUUGACUCCUCGCGUGCCACGUACAGCGAGCCAGUCGGCUUGCCGGACUGCUCAUCCAAACCGAGCCACUGCCCCGGACUCCGUUGUUGCCUGUCGUCGUCUCUCAUAUGAGACGAAAGGGUACAACGAAGGCGAGGCUAACAAAGGCUGUAUGCUCGCCGACGGCCUCAAAACUGCAGAAGACGCCUGCUUGUUGCAGCUUUCAUUAACGUUGAAAAGGGCCGCGGAAGCCUCGCAACAGUGACGACGGGCGAGUUGUCGCCUGGAGCUGCUAGAAAUCAACGUGUAUGGACCCUGGUCGACAUUAGAGUUAAGAUCGAGCGACGGUUUUCGCCAGUCCAGUUCGGAGCAAAGUGUCCGACAAUUACGGAUAUUUCGACUGCCGGUGAUCGAGGUCAAUUACACCUUACAAAACGUAGCUACGUCCAGGCGGAAACUGUCGUCGUGUGCCCGUGACCUCUGGGCACGGUCUGUGACGAAUCUUUUUGUACGGAUGACUCGUGGACACUUGAGCUAUUGUAGAUAUCCAUCUUGUUGUUUUGCGAUGUGAACAUUGUUGCGAUAAUGAGGGGAAGCGGAGGCUUGUCGCCGUUUCGCAAGAGAGAAUGUUUCUUAACGAGCGUGUUACCUUGCGAUAGCCACUCGUCCGUAGCCCCGAUGUAUGUUUUAGAGAAAUGGAAUGGUGGCGGACUUUGGAGUAAUGAUCUUUGCAUAAGUCAUACUUUUCUGUUUUGGCGUGCUCUGUACGAAAAGCGAGCUGGAAAUGGAUAUUACAACACCUCAUUUUAAAUGCACCGUUUGCGUGCCACUGCAAGUUCGUUGCACGGACACCCGCUUUCCAGUAUUGCGAAGCGCGUGUUACGACGACAUGUUGGAUUGAGGUCCAGCUGUGUGCUCGAGUGACAAUGUUUUUAUCCAUGGCAGAUCCUUCUAAUAUAUGCCGAGUGGCUUCUGCCUGCUUCUCUGGCGAUAUGUGUAAAUACGAAUAUAGUCUAUUGUUUGGCUAGGUCAAUCUUUGCAAUCUGAAGAGGAAAUAUACAUAUUGUGCUCGUCAAUAAGCUAGGCUUAGUUGCUUAAACUGUACUCAAUUUGACAUUGGGCUUUUGCACACGUUGCCGUUCGCCUAGAAUCAAAACGCACUGCGUGCGGUUGCAAUAAGGUGUCUCGUGUCUGCAUAACCCUCGCACGCGUACCCGAUCGUGGCAAGGUUUGACGGCAGGAGGCCUCGGACCUUGCUGCUGAAAUGUGCCUGAAAACGCAGACGUGGGGCGGGGCUGUGGUGCUCCCAAGAUUGGCCCUAGUCACUUUGUUCGCCCUGACAGACCUUGUGUGCACGCCUCAGUUGCGUAUGCGGAGCAUUGAUAUCCUUCUGGUGCAUUCCCCAGCUUGCGAAAGAGUGAGACCAGCCCCUUUGGACGAUGACGCGAAAUAAAUGUUUAUUUAAGCGACUUUGUCUCUGUUGUUAGAAUCUGAAAGGCAAACAAAAAGUGUGAUUAACAAACGUGUGUGCCCAGACAACGUGUCAAAUGAAGUUGUUUGUCUUUACAGGGGAGUUGUGAAACCAGCCCUAUUAUAUUAAACUUUUUAUAAGAAACGUG